AUGGAUCAUAUAGACCAGUCCCCUGGCGCACAAACCUCACCGCGCAUAACAAGCUCGCAACUAAAUAAACCUAUUACAGCGGAUCGUCAUAUCUUACCCAAUAGGCUGCCAUCAACAUCAGAUUCACCAUUCGCUGAACCACAAGUUAGCAACAGUGCCAACGUUGCCCCUUUCUCAGCAACUCAGACUACCAUAAGUCCAAAGUCGACAAAUGCUUCUUCGCUCAACAAGUUUGAAAAUGCGCCUCAUUCCUCAUUAUCAUCUACUUGUUCCUCCUCGAGAUCAAGAAGAUCUUCAGUGGGCAAUGCACCAUUGAGUCCGGAGAAUCUUAUAGACGUCAUGGAGAAGGAACAGGAAGGAAUAGUUUUGAAAUUAAUGAAGGAGAUACAAAAUUUGAAAGAAGAAAAUAAACAGUUAAAGCAACAACUGGCGAAGUUCAUGCCUGGAUCAGCCACAGGUUCCAAUUCAUCUGCUUCAAACUCCUCAUCCGUAAGUAGAUCGUCAAGUCAGCGACGUUCAACGAUCGGAGGAUCAGUAGCCAGCUCCAAAAGAUUACCCAGUAUCUCCACCACCGCACUAGGAAUUAGCAGUUUCUACGAAUCUCAGCCUUUUGAUCAGCCAGAUUUUCGAACAAGCAAAACACGUAAAAAAGGGGGAAAUUCACCCACAUUUGCAAACUACUCUCUCAAUUCUGUCGGAAGGAGAGACAGUUUCACUUCCGAUAAGGUUAUGGAGGAUAUCUCACCCUUGUGUAUCCCGGGUACAUCAACAAGAGACGACAACAACAACAAAAUGGACCAGAGCGCGUUAACUCAAGCAAGAUGA
Messenger RNA from Ogataea angusta, 825 nucleotides. RefSeq lists its product as uncharacterized. Lineage: Eukaryota; Fungi; Ascomycota; Pichiomycetes; Pichiales; Pichiaceae. The record is from RefSeq and is a predicted model, not a curated record. Bases 1 to 825 code for a protein of 274 amino acids. The transcript has a single exon.